AUGCGGCGUGCCUGUCUUCAAGGCGCGUACUUUGACCAGCGCACUAAUCUCUGUUACUCCAGCAGAUGCCCUUCAGCUUUUGGAACCAGCCCGGCAACCUCCUUUCCCCUUGCUCAUCAGUCCCCGGGAACGAGCCCAGUGACCUCCCCUCAGCUCACUCGUGUACCCUUGGAAACUGGACCCAUGAUUUCGCCUCCUCCUACACGUAGGACCCCGGGAACUUGCCUCACGAUUUCACCUCCUCUUGCUCCCCGGCCAGUGGAAACUAGUCCUAUGGACUCCCCAACCCUUUCUCACAGAGUUUUGGAAACUGGGCUGAUGAUCUCUCUGCCCUCUCACUGGUCCUCAGGGAGAAGUUAUAAUGACCCCCUUCUCUCCCCAGCAUCUUCCCCACCUACUGGCAGCUUUUACCGUGGCAGCCUUAAGCCUCUAGACUCUUGUGAACCCAAACCACAGCUUGACCUGCCCCUUGAGAAAAAUUGUUGUGGCUCCCCACUCUCUUCUCAGGCAGGUAGGCCUGGCUUUCCCAGGUCACCUCAGGAGGGCUCUUAUCAUUACUCCCAUCUUUCUUCAGAGGCCUACAUGCCUACCCCUGGGAGUCCUUGCUAUGCCGUCCGCCUGCGCCCUGGGAGUACUGAUUCUCCUUGGUCACCCCAGUCCCAGACUCCCAGGAAGGCUUGCUUUGAGUCCCUUCUCUCCUGGGAGCCAAGUGGGAACUCUUACCUCAUCCUAACUCCGGGCACCACAAUUUCUGGUCCCCCCUGUUCCCAGGAACUAUCUCGUCCCCAUGGUCCUCAUUCUGUCCUUUCCUUCCCUUCACCGCUGGGCAACCAGUUUAUAUCUCCACCCCAGUCACUUCCCCGCAGAAGCUAUAAUGAACCCCCUCUUCCCACCCCAGUUUCCCCCCAGCCGAAGUCCCCUAAGUCCCCAGAGUUAAGACAGUCACGUACGCCCCACAAAUGUCUCUCCCUAGUCAACACUCCCCAGCACACCCCUUCUAGCCAGCCCAAGCCCACUAAGGCCCGCACCUCUCCCUCACCUCCCUCCUGCCUCUCUGGUCCUUCUUGUAUAGAGCCAUACAUCACAACUCCUUCAAAUUCCAGCCCCAAAGAACUUCCCCCAGGGACUGCCUUACCGACUGUGGUCUGUAGAACCCUCAAAAUGGUUGUCCCCACUUCUCUUCCCCUCUGCCUUCCUUGUGAUCCUGUCUCGCCCAAUAGUUAUGCUCAGAGCAGCCCCCAUGGGCCCUCCAUAGGGCCCCCCUGCAAUACCCAUAUAUACUCUGUGGUUCCCUCCACCCCCCAUCCCUGCCCACUGUCUGGCUCCCUCAGUCAUUCGAAAGGCCCCCCUCCCAUUGUGCCGCUGUGUGACACCUAUAGCACUCCUAGGGGCCCACCCCAACCUCGUCGUCAGCCUGUGAUGCCUCCUUGUUCUACCCAUAUCUAUUCUUUUAUCCCUUUGAGAACACCCUUUGAUCCUCAAAGUUUACCCAUUGUCCCCCGAGUCCGGGCCUACCCUGAUACUGUCCCCUGUGGCCUCCAUAUCUACCCUGUGGCCUCUCAAGGCCCUUGCAAAGAGCCCCUGCAGAUCCCCUACAGCUGCCCUUUGACUUCAUCCAAGGAUUCCAGCUGUAACACCAAUCCCGGCUGUAGUUCGACUAUUAUUAGGGAAUGCCAGAGUAGUGACAGUGAGAGCAGGAGUUCCCACCAAAGCCAAAGCCGGAGCCAAAGCAAGAGUCCCCAUCAUGACAGAAGUCAGAGCCGAAGCAAGAGCCAUCAUUUGAGCAGAAGUCCGAGCCAGAAAAGGAGUCCCUAUCCUAGCAGAAGCUGGGGCCGGAGCAGUAGUCCUCAACAAAACACAAGUCAGGGCCAGAGUGAGAGUCCCCAGCUUAGCAUAAAUGAGCGCCACGGUGAGAGUCCCCAAAUUAGCAGAGGUCAGGGCAAGAGCAAGAGUCUAUGA
Messenger RNA from Rhinopithecus roxellana (golden snub-nosed monkey), 1959 nucleotides. RefSeq names its product sperm head and tail associated protein-like. The coding region runs from base 1 to 1959 and encodes 652 amino acids. Lineage: Eukaryota; Metazoa; Chordata; Mammalia; Primates; Cercopithecidae. The transcript has a single exon. The record is from RefSeq and is a predicted model, not a curated record.